Klebsormidium nitens is the source of this 2938-nucleotide messenger RNA. Lineage: Eukaryota; Viridiplantae; Streptophyta; Klebsormidiophyceae; Klebsormidiales; Klebsormidiaceae. The record is from the annotation of a GenBank genome assembly.
CGGCCACCUUCUCAAAAUUGCCUGCCGAGAACCGAUGCUAUGCUCACCGGGAGAUGAUACACUGAUCGGGGGAGAUUCCCGGUGCCAGAGAUGGGCCAGAGAUGUAUCAUUCCAAACUCCAACAGACUGAUGUCAGUGAUGUCAGUGAGAAGCCUGCAUGAGGGCGUGAGGGCGUGGGGUUUUGCACAUCUUCCGAAUCCUGCCAAUUGCUCAAAGAUGAGACAAUGAGGAGCAAUGUUAAAUGUGCGAUUUAAAGGCCCAUUGGAAUUGGCAGUCAUGGUGGUCGUGAUAUAGAUAAUAAGAUCCUCUGGAGCAGGCUGGUGCCAUGUAUUGGGUAUAAAUGUCAUUCACCACUGGCGAUGUUUCUAAAGAUCAAAGUGCAGGUAGCCUAGGACAAUAUUGACCAAUAGACUAGCGUGACAACAAUGGCAGCGAAUGCAGAUUCGCCCCGACCAUCCAAUGUUGCUGCGCUGUUUGGCGAUGACACAGACUCCCAGCCCCUUUGGUUCAAAAAAGAUGCGUUCCUUGACAAAGACUUCGAUGCAGAGAUUUAUGUCACAGAUCUACGGAGGUUUGUGCCGUUGGACACGCUGCGGGCUGAGUUGAAGAGCCAUUUGACAGGCCUGCAAAAUGAAUUGGUGGAGCUGAUCAACAGGGAUUACACCGACUUUGUCAAUCUGAGCACAAAGCUGACGGACGUCGAUGGGGCAGUUUUGCGGAUGCGGAUGCCGCUCAGCGAGCUUAGAAACAAGCUUUUGGCUGUGCGGGACAGUGUAGCGGUGUCCCUGGACGCCUUGCAGGAGGGGCUGAAGAGGCGAGCGGAGACUUCCGCCGCUCGCGAGAUGCUCGAAUUGCUGCUUGAUACUUCUCACGUAGUCUCAAAGGUUGAAAAGCUGUUGCUGGAACUUGAGAGCGCCUCCGCCAACGGAGGUGCGGAGAAUGGAGCUUCUUCCAAAGCGAGUGGAGCACUGGGCAGGGACGGGUUUGGGGAAGGGGUGGGGACGGAGGAGGCACGGAGUAGGUUGUUGGAGCGCAUUGCCAGCGAGAUGAACAGGCUCCGGUUCUAUGUGGCCAGGGCUGCCGAGCUGCCGUUCAUCCAGAGCAUGCAGAAGCGCAUCUCCGCUGCGAGCGCCACCCUCAACAGCCACCUCCAGGCGUGCCUCGAGGGCGGCCUGCAACGCCGGGACACCGCUGUCAUCUACCACUGCUUGCGCGCCUACGCGUCCAUUGACAACGCCGCGGGCGCUGAGGAGGCCUUCCGGGCCGCUAUUGUCACUCCGUUUGUUGCAGAGCUCGUUCCAGGGGGCCAGGCGAAAGGGGCCGCGACGCUGACAGAUGUGUAUGCCGGAGUGCGGGAGCGUAUCGAGCGGGACUGCAAGUUCCUGCUGGAGAUCGUGGACCAGCCUAACUCGGGGCUCCACGCGUUCCACUUCUUGGCCAACUCGGUCCUGCGGGAGGUCCAUUCCGCCAUCUCCAAGAACCGCCCCGGCGCCUUUUCCCCGGGCAAGCCGGACGAGUUCCUGGUCAACUACAAGGCCAGCCUCUACUUCCUCGACAUCCUUGAAGGCUACUGCCCCACCCAGGCGCAGCUGCUCAAGUUCCGGUCCCAGCCCGCAUACGCUGACUUCGUGAAGCAGUGGAACCUGCCCGCCUACUUUUCGAUCAGGUUCCAGGACAUCGCCGAGUCGCUGGACAAGGUCCUGAUUGCCCCGGUGGCCCCCCUCGCUCACCCGUCCCCCGUGCGCGGCCCCGACGGCCGCCUCAGCCUGGCCCUGCAACCGAGCGCCGUGCUGUGGGACAGCUUGCAGCGCUGCUGGAAGGACGACAUCUACAUCCCCACCGCGGCCGACAGGUUCCUCCGGCUCACGCUGCAGCUGGUGGCCAGGUACACUACGUGGCUCCGAAAAGGCUGUGAGGCGCGGAAAACGGCUAGCUCGGAGGGCGGCGGCGAGUGGGCCAGGGUGGCCCAAGCCGAGGACUUCGUACUGGUUCGGCAUGAUGUGGAGGCCGUGGUACAACUAGUCCGGGGUCCGUUUGCGGCGAGCGUGGCCAGCAAGAUGGGUACUCUGCCAGCGGAGGCAGUGGAGUCCGUGCGGCAGACUGUUGCCUCGAGCGCAGAUGGGCUGGAGGUACAAGUACCCACAGUCACGGAGGUGGUCACGGAGGGGCUCGCAGACAAGUGUGUUGAGGUUGUGAAGCAGCUCAAGGGGAUCUCGGCGGCGUACAGAAUGACCAACAAGCAGCUGCCAACAAAGCACUCACCGUAUGUGACCCACAUACUGAAGAGCCUGAAGGAUCUUGUCAAUGGCGAGAAGGGGGUCUACCUCAGUGCUGAUGCGCGCAGUGAGGUGGUCAAUGUCGUGAUUGAAAAAGUCACGGCGCGCUUCGACGAGAUCGCGAGGGAGCUGGUCACCUCCGUCCGAAAAGCAGAGUCUGCUAUCAAGCGGCUGAAGCAGAGCGGCCGGGGACGGGGAGCCGGGGCGGACACCGGGGCGAGUGCGAUCUCGGACACGGACAAGAUGGUCGCGCAGCUCUUCUUGGACGCUCAAGAGUACGGUCGUCAGCUUGCUCACUUUGGCAUCAAGGCUGCCGAACUGGAGUCGUACCGGAGCUUGUGGCAGUGCGCAGCACCUUCUGAUCAACAAACUAUCAGCUUCUAAAACGUGUCCGUCUGUUACGACCACGGUAGCGCCCUUGUCCUUACUCGGGAUUCAAUGGCACUGGCUCAGGCUGCGUUUCAGUGAUCCUAUAGGCGUUCAUUCCAAAUAUACGACGCCUACACCACUCCUUACAUUCGGCCAUCUAGCUCGGCCGUAUUGAGAUCAGAUUCGCCUUUCGACACGCACGAAUCUGUGUUCCCUCAAGUAGUCGUGCUUGACCGACCCUGUGCCCAUAUCCAAGCUAGCGAGUUCAGCGGCGCCAUUAUUGCAGCUCGUUG